GAAGAAGAAUCAACGAGGGGGAACAAACAAAAGUGUGUUAAAAAACGUAAUAAGGAUCGUCUUUGGUCAUGCGUUCUUGGGUCCGGCGGAACGCUCACUCGGCGUUUCGGGUUUGUUAGUGUCUCCCUCCUUUCCUUUCCAAUUCCGGCCCCCCGGACAGAGAUGUUGUAUACACAACGGGCACUCAACUCGAGUCCAGUAGCCGUUUGACCAGUCGGCCAGUUGCAUCGUUCCAGAAAACGUUCCAAAAUCCCAUUUUUUGAAAACCAAGCGCAUCUCAACUUGGGGACUUGCUGGGCAUCGGAUUCGAUCCAUCGACUUUCUGCCAUGGAUUUGAAAGGUGGAGGCGGAGGCGGCGGCAUCAGGUCGGACAAGAAACGCGGACCGGUGACGGCUCUCUUGUCCAGGCAGAAUUCCAAAACGGGCAGAGGAUCGACUCCGCCGGUGAGCAAUUCCGAUCAGGAUUCGCCGCCAGUUGUGCCAGACACAAUCGACAGCCCGCUGCUGGGCAGAGCCAACAACAAUGGCGCGGCUAAUAGCAUCAGCCGGACGUCUUCCAUCCGGAGUAAACAGGGGGAGCCAUCGGCGGAUCGCAACACAAGUCCAAUGCCGAAAAGCCGAGACCAGACACCGGAAUCGGGAGAUUCGAUCCAGUCGACUGGCGAUUCUUCCAGCCUCGGCAACAAAGUGGCCGGCAAGCGGAUGAUUGAUUCAGCCAAGAAGAAGAUUCUCUGGUUGGCGUCUAAAAACGAAUGGGGCGGACUGGAACAAGCCAUGAAAACGCUGGAACAAACAGUUGCGGCCAACAAAAAUUCACCCGAAUUACUUUCACCACUGGCCGACAUCCAGGACGAGUUCACUGGUUACACGCCGCUGAUGUACGCCGUUAAGGACAACCGAAUUUCUCUAAUGGAACGGAUGAUGGAGCUCGGCUGCGACUUGACCACCGUUAACAAAGAUAAUUAUAACACGUUCCACUUGGCCGUGUUGUAUUCGAGAGAGGAUGUCAUCAAGAACUUGCUGGCACGGAAGGCUGACAUUACCAUUCUGGCCGGGCCUCGACUACAAAAUGUCCUCCAUUUAGUGGCGUCGAGAACGGGCGGAUCGGGUGCUUCCGUCGCCAAAUUGCUACUUGCUUCCGGAGCUAAAGACUUCCGCUUGGCCAGAGAUCAGGAGGGAUAUCUACCGCUGCACGUCGCCGUGGAAAUAGGCAACAUGCACGUGACUAAAGAGUUGCUCAAUAUGAACGGCGAUGUCCAGGUGAAAGCCACUUUCGGACCCAAAAUGGAGAUCGCCUUUCACGCGGCCACCAGACGUCGGGACAUUGAACUUUUGAGGAUUUUGAACGACCAAGGAAGUCCCGUCGACGCCACCAACGCCGAGGGGCAAACUGCUUUGCAUAUUGCGGCUGCCGACGGCGACGAGAACAUUGUCAAAUAUCUUCACAUGCUCCACGCCAAUCCCAACAUAUCCGAUAACGAAGAUCGAACGCCGGUACUGCUGGCAGCUGAAAGAGGUCGGACGGCCGUCGUCGAGAUCCUGACGGAAAAGUUCCGGGCAUCCUGUUUGGAGCGCACCAAAGAUGGCAGUACUUUGUUGCACGUCGCUUCACUCCACGGACACCCGGAGACGGCCCUGAUGCUGCUCAAAAAGGGAGUCCCACUUCACAUGCCUAACAAGAGUGGAGCCAGGAGUAUUCACAUCGCGGCACGAAAAGGCCACGUCGGAGUCAUCCAGACUCUUUUGUUGAAGGGCGAACAAGUGGAUGCCACUACAAAUGAUAAUUACACGGCACUUCAUGUGGCUGUCCAGGCCGGAAAAGCUAAUGUUGUAGAGACCCUGUUGGGAUACGGAGCUCAAGUUCACAUCCGAGCUGGACCCUUGCAAGAAACGCCUUUGCAUAUAGCGGCCAGGGUGACGGAAGGAGGUGAGAAAUGUGUGCAAAUGCUACUGAAAUCCGGAUGCGAUGCCAACAUCAAUCGAGCCGAUGGAGUUCGACCACUUCACGUGGCGGCCAGUGAGGGGCAUUUCGGUGUAGUUCGACUCCUUCUUGCCGAUGGAGCUGAUCCUUUACUGGUGAACAUCAACGGUGAAACGCCUCUCCAGGUGGCUUGCGGAACGUCACAUCCAGGCACGCUUUCCGUCGUCCAGCUGUUACUGGAACACGUCCAAGCCGGAUCGGGUUCAGCCGCUACCUACGUCAAUACCCGCAACUCUAUCGGUGAAACAUCUUUACACGCGGCCAGCAACCAACCCCGAAUUACCACAACCGUCAAAGGAAAAUAUCCCGAUCGUGACAUUGCCCAGUCUUUGCUCCAGGCCGGCGGAGAUGUUAGUCUCGACACCUAUCAAACGAAAGAGAAUCCACUGCACUACUGCGCCUCCCAGGGUAACGUUCCUGUUCUGGUGGCCCUGCUGGCCAGCAUUCGACCGACGGAAUUACAGCGGGUGGUCAACAAACAGAAUUUAUUGGGUCGAUCACCUUUGCAAGUGGCGGCUAAGAACGGCCAUCUUCAGUGCGCUCUACUUUUACUUCAAAAUCAGGCUCGAGUCGACGUCUUCGAUAACGACGGAAUGUCGGCCUUACAUUUGGCGUCUGAAUCGGGACACGGGGCCGUUAGCGACGCUCUUUUGGCUCACAACGCUUUUGUCAACAGCAAAUCGCGUGUCGGACUGACUCCUAUCCACUUGGCGGCCCUUAAAGGCUAUACUGAACUGGUUCGGUCAUUGGUGACUGUCCACGGAGCCACGAUUGACGCACUAACUUUGCGGAAGGAAACGGCACUUCAAUUGGCAGCCGGAGCCGGCCAGCUGGAUGUGUGCAGUCUUUUAGUUGAGUUAGGAGCCGAAACGAGUGCAGCGGACGAGUUGGGUCGUAAAGCGAUUCAUUUGGCCGCCCAGCAGAACCACUCAGAAGUGGUGCGUUUGUUUCUGAAACACCAGCCGGCCCUUGUGUUGGCAGCCAAUAAGGACGGUAAUACCUGCGCCCAUAUUGCUGCGAUGCAAGGAUCGGUGGACGUGCUCCAGCAGUUGAUGAAAUUCGACCUAUCGAUCGUGACGGCCUCUCGCAACCGGACGAGCGAAUCGACUCCUCUCCACCUAGCGGCUGAAGGUGGACAUGCGGAUGUGGUGAAAAUGUUGCUGGAAGCCGGAGCACUUCCGCAGGAUGAGAAUAAAGCCGGAUUCACAGCCAUUCAAUUGGCAGCCAAAAACGGGCACAAUGUAGUCAUCGACGUCUUACGCGACGCCAGUCCCGACACGCUCAGCUAUGCGAGUCGUCGAACCGGAUUGAAUUCUUUACACGUCGCUGCUUGCUACGGCCAAUCGGAAAUUGUUCGAGAAAUGUUGGCUCACGUUCCGGCCGGUGUGCGAUCAGAAGCGCCGACAAGUUUAUCAGGAACGGGAGUUCUUCGUGAGUUGGACGGCGAGGCUGGGCUGACGCCAUUACAUUUAGCUGCAUAUUCUGGCGAUGAGAAUGUUGUCCGGCUCCUUCUCAACUCGGCCGGCGUCACGGUGGACCAGCCAUCUGCCCAAAAUGGUUUUACCGCAUUGCACUUGGCAUGCCGAGGAGGCCACGGACCAGUGGCUGGCCUCUUACUUAGCCGCUCGACUGGACUCUUGACCACUCCAGACGGACACGGGCGAUCACCACUUCAUGUUGCCGCCGCUCACGGGCACGGACGAUUAGUGGAGCUCCUUCUCGGUCAAGGAGCCGACAUCAAUGCUGCAGACAAAGCUGGAUGGACGGCCCUUCAUCUAGCCGCUCGAGCCGGUCAUCUGGCAAUGGUCCAGUUAUUGCUGGACAGUGGAGCCACGCCUCGCAGUUUCAACGAUAAUGGACGAAUUCCGUUAUGGUACGCAGCUUCAGAAGGUCACACUUCCGUCUUGACUUUACUUUUGAAACGGGAACAUGAUGCCUACGGUUUGAUGGAAGAUCGCAAAUUUGUCUACAACCUGAUGGUUUGUGGCAAAAAUCACAACAACUUGCCACUGUGCGAAUUCAUUUUGGAAUCGCCAGCGCCUGUGGACGUGGCCGCCAAAUUAUCGCACAUCCUAGCCACUUUGUCCGUCAAGGAAAAAGAGAGGUCAAAGGAUCUGCUGGAAGCUGCCAAACACUGCGAGUCGAUGGCUACUGAAUUGUUGGCCUUGGCUUCAUCUUUGGAAGGAGCUGCCCGUCUUCUGACGGCCCAAGAUCGGAGGCAGAUGCCACUGUUAGACAUCCUUGUGGAACAGGAACAGAAGGAAGUCAUUUCCCAUCCAGCUGUCCAGCGCUACCUUCAAGAAGUCUGGCUAGGAGGAUUGCAAUGGGCGCCGUGGAAACUUCUUUUACUGUUCCUGUGCUGCGUCGUAUUGCCGCCCGUUUGGCUCUGCUUGUGUCUUCCACUCGGACAUCGUUACGACAAAAUCCCCGUCAUUAGGUUCAUGGCUUACUUGACGUCUCACAUCUAUUUAAUGACGCUCCUGAUUUUGACGAGUACUUUGCCCAUUUGUCCCGUUUUGCGGACGUCGUUGCUUCCUUGUUGGUACGAAUGGUUGCUACUUAUUUGGCUAUCGGGCGUUUUACUGGCUGAACUUGCCACACCAAGAGACAGAGGCGGAUUGGGUUGGCUCAGGAUCGCUAUCCUCUUCAUCAGCGCGAUUGCCAUUUUGAUCCACGCCGUAGCAUUCCUCUUGAAACCGGAGCAUUGGACCGUGGCUCUAUUCUUCCGUAAUCAACUGCUGGCCGUCGUCGUCCUACUGUGUUGCAUGCUCCUCCUCGAUUUCCUGUCCUUCCAUUACCUGUUUGGUCCAUGGGCAAUAAUAAUCGGGAACCUGAUGGUCGACGCUUGCCGUUUCCUCAUCAUUUUGGCCAUCUUCAUGUUCGGAUUUACGAUGCAUGUGGCUGCACUCAACCAACCGUUUUGGGCAAGGGAUAUCACACCCAUCACGGCUAAAACCAUAACAGGUGGUUUGAAUUCAGGAGUUGUGGUGACACCGUUGGACACAUUCCAAUUGCUCUUCUUCGCGCUGUUUGGUCUGACGCAACCGGCCGAUUUGCGAAUGGAGACAGCUCAGCCCGAAUGGACACUCUUUUUCUACAAAAUAGUCUUCGGGUUCUACAUGCUGGUGACCACCGUCGUGCUCAUCAACAUGCUUAUUGCCAUGAUGAGUGACACCUACCAGAGAAUACAGGCUCAAUCAGAUGUGGAAUGGAAGUUUGGACUGGCCAAAUUGGUUCGGGCUAUGCAUCGUACGGCGGCCACUCCAUCUCCACUCAAUCUGUUUACUUCGUGGAUUAGUUACCUGUGGCAACUAUCUAGGAAACAAGUUGUCCAUGAGAAUGCGGAUGAUCAUGCACGACUGGUUAGACAAUGUGCCCCAUCGGCAAGUGAGAACAACAAAGGAUGGAUGAGAAAGUUCCAGCACAAAACCAAAGUCGGUCAUCGAGAGUCCAAUGCAUUGGGGGUUGUCCGUCCGGCACCUCUUAGUUCACAAAUGUCCAUUAUCGGCGAUCGCAACAGCUUGGAACAUGUCACUGAUUGGCGCGUAGUCGUCAAGCAGUACAUCAGCAACAACUUGUCGCAGUGCAAUUAAAUAGAAAAAAAUUAUGAAUUAUUUAAUUAUUAACAUUUUUUGGAUAUUGAAUUAUAAAUGAUAUGCAAUGCUAACAGAACAGAAUAUAAAGUUGUUUUGACAAGUCAUGUAUUAAAUCUAGCAGCACACUUUUAGGAUUUUUUUUUGUACAAAAAUUGAAACUUAUGACAGUGAUAUGAUUCACAGGAUGAGGGAAAAUUCGUAGCCAUGACUACGAUAUGUUUUCU
Molecule: messenger RNA, 5801 nt
Organism: Daphnia pulicaria
Lineage: Eukaryota; Metazoa; Arthropoda; Branchiopoda; Diplostraca; Daphniidae
Gene: nompC
Product: serine/threonine-protein phosphatase 6 regulatory ankyrin repeat subunit C-like
Exons: 29
Coding region: 328-5574 (1748 amino acids)
Biological process (GO): calcium ion transmembrane transport; GPI anchor biosynthetic process
Cellular component (GO): membrane; glycosylphosphatidylinositol-N-acetylglucosaminyltransferase (GPI-GnT) complex
Molecular function (GO): protein binding; calcium channel activity
Source: RefSeq, a predicted model, not a curated record